Tupaia belangeri chinensis (Chinese tree shrew) is the source of this 2554-nucleotide messenger RNA. RefSeq names its product eukaryotic translation initiation factor 5A2 (gene EIF5A2). Lineage: Eukaryota; Metazoa; Chordata; Mammalia; Scandentia; Tupaiidae. Gene Ontology annotation, molecular function: ribosome binding; translation elongation factor activity; RNA binding. Bases 66 to 527 code for a protein of 153 amino acids. The record is from RefSeq and is a predicted model, not a curated record. The transcript has 5 exons. Gene Ontology annotation, biological process: positive regulation of translational termination; positive regulation of translational elongation.
CAGGCUGAAGGCGCUCUGUGGCUGCAGAAAGUCCCUCGGAAGAACUACCAUCUCCCCAGCCCACCAUGGCGGAUGAAAUUGAUUUCACUACGGGAGAUGCUGGGGCUUCCAGCACUUAUCCUAUGCAGUGCUCAGCCCUGCGCAAAAACGGCUUCGUGGUGCUGAAAGGACGACCGUGCAAGAUAGUGGAGAUGUCACCUUCCAAAACUGGAAAGCACGGCCAUGCCAAGGUUCACCUUGUUGGGAUUGAUAUUUUCACUGGCAAAAAGUAUGAAGAUAUUUGCCCUUCUACUCACAACAUGGAUGUUCCAAAUAUUAAGAGAAAUGAUUAUCAACUGAUAUGCAUUCAGGAUGGCUACCUCUCCCUGCUGACAGAGACCGGUGAGGUUCGUGAGGAUCUUAAGCUGCCAGAAGGUGAACUGGGCAAAGAAAUUGAAGGAAAAUACAAUGCAGGUGAAGAUGUACAGGUGUCGGUCAUGUGUGCAAUGAGUGAAGAAUAUGCUGUAGCCAUAAAGCCCUGCAAAUAAGUGGGACCAUCAGGGGUGAUCAAACUGUUCAGGUCCGGAUCACCUGCCAACCUAAAGUUUGGUUCUAAGUUGUCACCAAAGCUAUGGCCUUCAUAAGCAACCUCAUUUCCUUUUUUUUUUUUUUUAAUUGUUUUAAAAAUGUGCUGGGUUAGUUUUACAGGCAAUUGGUAAUUUAAAAAAAAAUAAUCAAGAUGUGUAAUUUUUUUUUAAUUUUGUAAAUAUCUUUCCUACAACAUUCCUGUGGUUUUUGGUAUGUGAGUCCACGAAACAGACAAGAUAGCUUCAGCAAACAUGAUUUGUAGGAGCAAAUCAUUCCUGUAUCUUAGUUAAUGAUAAACAAACCAGGGUUUAACAAACAAUGUAGCAUCUAGUGGUAUUGAAGUACCACAUUUAAGUUGAAUUGCUCUAUAUUAAUUUCAGGCUUAAUAUCAUAGAGCACGGGGCUUAUGGAUUGGAAUUUCUCAAUUUCAGCCUGUGCAUGGCAAACACAGACCAUAUUAUCCGAUAGUAUCAGUUAUUCUGGUGGCCAUGUGAAACCACAUGUAUUACCUCAGUCACUUCUAGUCUCCGUCAGAUUGUUGGCAGACUUAAUAUCAUGCAACCUUACGUGGCUGUUUGAGUACCUGCUCAUGGCUGACAGGCAUUGAGCUCUUGGGUGAACAUGAGCAAGUCAAGUUAUGAAGACACAAAGGACAGUGGCGAGGUGGGGGGGUAACGCGAUAGGUUUUUAUUUGAGGCCUUUGUAACCAGCAUAAAAAUAGAAAGUUGCUUUUUUAGGCCUUUGUUUGGGUUUUUGUUUGUUUGUUUGUUUGUUUGUUUUUUGGUUUUUUGCUUUUAACUUUUACUCCUCUUGGCCCAUGCCAGUAUGGGAAGGAAUAACCUUCUCUACAGCAUACUAUGAAGUACCUUUUUUUUUUUUUUUACAAGUAUAUUGAAUAAGCAUUGGUAUUUAUUAGUAAUCACUCCUUUCUAUCCAUUUGUUAAGGAGGUUUUUUUAACAUUUCAAUAUUUAUUAGAUAACUGGGAAUUAUCACUUAAAUUUAUUUGGAACGUUUGUCAAAUUUAUGUACAUUUUCUAAAGUGAAAUCAUGAAAUGUUACUUUAUGUGAAAAUUAUUAACUUAUGCGUUUUGUUUUGUUUUGUUUUGGAUCAUCAGUGACUUGAUCUACUUACUGGCAUGAAGUAUAACUACGAAAGAUUCUGUACACUGAUUUUAAAGGCGUUUUAAGUGGUACCACUACAUUUUUAUUUACUCUUUUGGAUCAUGUGUUACAGAUAGGCAGACGUUUAGAUGUUACUCCAGGGUCAUGAGGACCUUUCGCUCAGUAACAAUCAUUACAUUGGAAUGAAACUUAGAAUGAACACCAUCUCAUUAAUACCUUGAUUCCCUAAAACUGGUUAUGCCUCUCCCUUGUACCCCGAAAGGCCUUCCUUCCUAUCAGAAGGAAAUAGAUAGGAAAAUGCAACUGAUCUCAUCAGUGACUAGAAAUAGCCUUAGGAACAGAAGAUCCUGAAAUUUUAGUUUCUUAAUGCAUAUAAACCUUUAAAUCUGGUCUUGGCCUCAGCAAAUCCAUUUGGAGAAGAAACAAGAUACUUGAAGAGGAGUGCGAGGAGGAGAGUUCUAAAGCACAAGAAAUAAUUGAGGUUGUAGUUCAUUGUUUUUAGUAAAACAUUUUAGCUUUUGCCCAUCAAAAGCACAAUUAGAAUUAGGCUAAAUUAUUUCCAGUAUUCUAUUUAAGUAUUCACUACAUACUGCUCUAGAUUUUUAGCACUCUGUAAUGUGUAUCUUACCUGCUACUGGUUGGCAUUGUUACCCACAGGAAUUCCAGAAAGUUAUUAAUCUGUGCUGCUUGCUGGUCGUUCACACCCCCAGUUAGCCAUGCUAGUAUUCUGAUUUAGUAUUAAUUCCAGAUUAGCAUGCCCUUGUUUUUCCUAACUUGUCAGACUUAACAUAAAUCUAUUUUCAAUUGCAAUGUAAGGGUGUACAAAUUAAAAUAAUGCAUCUCUACAUACCUUGAAUGGCAAAA